AUGCCAAUAUGGACAGAUGAUCAAUGCUCAAUCAUUGAUAAAACAAAUUCUUCUGCUGUUUAUGAAACAAAAAUUCUUGACAAAUGGAUGUUUUAUUGGAUUUUUGAUAGUUUAAAAAAAGAAAAACCAGCAUUCUCGAAUGGAUCAGUGGAAGUUCUGAUCGGUGUUACUUAUCGGCGCGGUGAUGGUUUUCGUUGGAGAGAUGGUACUGCACCGAAUGAUUUAAGUUUCUUGAAAUUUAAUCCAAUCGAUAAUUUGGAUGAUGAAGAUAAUUUGGUGGAAAAUUAUUGCCUUCGUUUUUCAAUCAUAGUUGAUAAAAAUGCGAAAGAUGGUUAUGGAACAAAAUGGUAUGAAUGUGAUCGGAAAGAUUCGAUGGAUUAUAAAAAAAAAUUAUUUUAUCAAAUAUGCUCAUACAGUAAAGUAUAA
Messenger RNA from Acanthocheilonema viteae, 426 nucleotides. NCBI's taxonomy places the organism in Eukaryota, Metazoa, Nematoda, Chromadorea, Rhabditida, Onchocercidae. The record is from the annotation of a GenBank genome assembly.